Molecule: messenger RNA, 5538 nt
Organism: Pediculus humanus corporis (human body louse)
Lineage: Eukaryota; Metazoa; Arthropoda; Insecta; Psocodea; Pediculidae
Exons: 19
Coding region: 1-5538 (1845 amino acids)
Cellular component (GO): membrane
Source: RefSeq, a predicted model, not a curated record
AUGCCAUUAAAACGAGGAGUGAAUGAUUUUAACAAAUGUUACGUGUUUGCAUUAACAUUAUUAGAAGUUUUAGGAAAAACACACAUGUCUGUUCACGAAAAUAAUCAUGAUUAUUUACAAGCAAACAGUAAUGAUGUAAAGUUCAUAGGAGUUCAUGAAGGUUUACAAGUUUUUAUGCACAAAGAUAUUGCAUCGACAAAUAUGAGAAUAUCACCUGUGCAUGAAGAUUUGAAAAAUACAGAUAUGUUUUCAUCAUCAACAUAUUUAAAAUUUGUUCCUCCAAGAUUAGAUUUUAAAGAGAGACAUUUAGGAGUACCUCACCUUGAAAAAGUCACUUUAGUUAACACAGAUGAGAACAAAACUAUUCACAUGUCAUCUGUAUCUGGAAACACACUUCAUUUUCAUAGCUCAUUUUUUCAGGACAAAACAAUACCACCCAAAGGAAAUACAACUUUUGCAGUGGUAUUUUUGGGGCGUACAGAAGGUCAUGUUUCAAGCAGUUUGUUCAUUCAUACAUCUGAAGGAACUUUCAAAUAUCAAGUAUCGGGGGCAAGCGUUUGCAGUCCUUACAGAUUAAGGCCCUUGGGUGGAGUUAGGCUACCUUUGAAUGCUGCUUUUCAGCCUCUCAUUCAACUUCACAAUCCUCAUGAUUAUCCUAUUCAGGUUGUUGAAGUUUAUAGCAGCGGAAGUGAAUUUCAUCUUGAAUUACCCGGAGGUGAAUUGGAGGGACCAAAAGCUCUGUGGGAAGUACCACCAUACACGACAAAACCUGUAAUAAGAGCUAAAUUUCAAGCGAAUUCGCAGAGUAACCACACAGCUUACAUUAGGUUAAAAUUAAAUAAUAGCGAAGAAGUUUUGGUUGUUCCUCUGGAAGUAGAAGUUACUUCACAGCCCGGAUUGUAUUCUCAACAACAUUCCAUUGAUUUUGGAAUUGGAGGAUCUCAAGACAAACCUAAAAAAGUAAUAUUGUAUCUAUGUAACAGUUUAAAGAAAACUCAAAGGAUACAAAGCGUUACGACUCUUCCUGCUAUAUCCCCAUUAAAAAUUAAUUUCGAAACGGCCAAAAUUCCUCCGGGAACUUCGCCUGUUGAAGUCGCCGAACUUGUGUUUGAUUGGAAAACAGCAUUUGAAACGAAGCAAACGUCUGGUAAAAUUUUAAUUAAAAGCAAGCAAAGCCCUUAUAAACUCGGUAUUCCGUUCACUGCCAAAGUUUUAGAAGGAGGUUUAAAGGUUAAUGAUGGUGCUACCAGGUUUUUAACUACUGACGGAAGGUCGUUUCCAAGACAAUUGACCGUUGAAAAUCAAUUUAAAGUUCCAAUUGCCAUAAAUAAUGUUAGUCUGUUAGAGGAUGCUAAAAGUUUUUUUUCGAUUCAAAAUUUUAAACUGGCAGUUAUUCCACCUCAAAAAUCAAUCAAUUUAUUAACGAUAUAUCCGAAAGAUAAUAUUUUAAGAGAUUUGAAAUUGGAAUCCGGUUUAAUAUUAUCUACAAAUAUUUCAGAUGUUACAGUUUCACUUUUAAUUUAUAACGGAAAGUUAACUAAAAUUUUUCCUCGCGGUUACGACGAUCUAGAGCUUUUAGAUAUCGGUCUUGUGGGAUGUGGAAGCACAAAAACGAUUCGAUUCGGUUUGCAAAACAACAAUCCUGUUGUAAUUGAAAUCAAAUCGGUUGAAUCCAAUUCGCCCUUUGUAAGACCACAAAUUCUGGGAUUGUAUAAUAAAAACGCUUCGGAAUUUUUAAGCCAAUACGGUUUUGCCAACUUAACGAAUAGUACAAAUUUAAAACCAAACGGCAUAGUCGUCGUAGAACUUGUUAUUCAAGCAUCAAAAAAUGAAGAAAUAAUGACAGCUCAAGUGUCGAUAACAAGCCAAUAUGAAAAAUUAAUUAUUCCCGUGAAGGUAUCCGUGGCUCAUGGAGCUUUGGAAAUUAUUCCGAAUCAAAUUUUAUUGGAUGAUUGCUUUCCAGGCAAAAUUUGUAUUCAACCCCUUAAAAUUCAGUCUACGUUUAAUAGGCCCAUGACGGCAACUUCCAUAACGAGCGUACCUCCGGAUAUUCGAAUGAGUUUUACCGGUGCUCCCGGAGGAUCGGAAAUAUUACCCAGUUGUAGUAAUUACAUUGGGGAUUUAAAAUGGGAACCCGCGAAAAAUUGUGGAAAUGAUUGUUACUUGGGGAUUUCUCUAAAUUCAUCAGGCAGUAGUUUACAAUGGAUGCAAAGUGAACUUCUUUCCCCUUACAUAAGUGACAUAGAUGCCACUUUGCUACGCGAUAGAUAUCAUCGUUUACUUAAUCUUACCAACGGUUUCGGUUCGGGUCAUUCUCAAGAUAUAUUUUUAAGGCUCGACACGAAUGAAGUUAGAGAAGAAUUAUUUACGGCCAAAGUGAAACUCAUUUGGCCGAAAUUUUCAAAUACGAGCAAACUUAUAUUUCCGCUGACUCAGGUCAUGAAUACAACCAUUCAAAGACUGAAACUAUUCAAUUCUGCUAGUCAUAUGAUAGAAGUACAACUGGUUACGGAGUGGGCGUAUCCACAAGCGAAAAGGCUUUUCGAUUCGUUUCCUCCCAGCUUUAAAUCUCACUUGGAAGGAAAUUGUUUUAAUUCGUCUCCUAAAGAGUUUUACAUUACUCAGGAUUUAACAAUGUCCUCCUCUGGAAAAUUAAAUACGACAUUAGGUCCCGGGGAAACGAUGGAAGUAACAAUCGGAUAUACUCCUCGUAAUGCACAAAAAAGUUGUUCGUUGCUUUUAAUAAGAAACAAUUUGACGGUUGUUGAAGUUAUCGAACUUUUCGGCGAGGCUUCUCAUGCACAGUUAAAAUUUGGUAAUAGAAAACCAGGUUCGAGCAAUCCUUUGAUGUUUGAAAUAUCCGAGAAACAUUUAAAGGAUUGUCAUCGUGAAAAAAGUAAAAAACUUUCAAGCAAUUAUUUGACUGUAAAACGGUCAUUUACGAUAAGAAACGUGGGAGAACUUCCGGUUUUCGUACACAGAUUUUUCAUUAACGGUUUGGAAUGCGAGGGUUACGGUUUUUCAAUAUUAAAUUGUUCGCCGUUCGAAUUGCCGGUGAACGGAACUAGAAAAAUUGACGUCGCUUUCACGCCGGAUUUCACACUGACGAAAAUUCAAAGGACGCUAACAAUAGACACGAGUUUGGGAAUAGACGUUAAUUAUACUCUGAUAACGACGCUUCCGCCAUUUUUUUUAUCGGCGUGUUCGUCCGUUUUAAUGAGACCCGCGUGGGAACCCCUGUUGUAUUAUUCCGCGGUUAGUUUUAUGGUUUUCCUAUUAUUUUGCGUUCUCGCUGCUGCUUUUUUCGAAUCCGAUAGAAUUCUCAAAUGUACAAUGUCGAAUUUGACGCGUGAAAAACCGGCAAUUUCGUUAGAUCUCCGACAAAUCGGUACAAACGUUUUAAAAGAGUUUAAUCAUAAUACUACGACGACGACGACGACGAAAAAAACUACGAAUUAUAAUAAUGUGGAACACGUUGACAAGGGGAAACAACAAAAAGAUACCGUAAAUACCGUUUCGAGUCAUUUGUCAUCGAACGGGGUGUCCGAGGAAAAGAAUUUUUCAAACGUACAAAAAGAUGAUAAGUCUGAUAUUCGAAUUAAAAACGAUGAAGUUUCAACAAUUAUAAAAGAUAAGGAUAGCUCUCUAACCGCUAUAACGAAUAUUGUUCAAUUGAACAAUUCUAUAGCGUCGGCGAAACAUAAAAAAAAAUUUAAUAAAAAAAAUUCAACGGCGGCGGGUACUGCACCAUUGGUGGAAACCAUUCUCGAAAACACGUGCGAAAAUGUCACGAAUAAGAAAAAGGAAAAGAAUUUUGCCAACAGAGCGUGGUGCAGCGUUUUCUCACGUGGAAAUUUCGAAAAAUCAAAAACAAAGUUUAAUAAUAAUAAUAAUAAUAACAAUAACAAUAACAACAAUAACACGUUAGAAACGGAAAAUUUCAAACAGAUACGAAACGAAUUAUUAGAUGUGAAAAAAGACGAGGGUAAAAAAGAAGAUAAAAAAUUGAUGAAAUGUAAAAAGUUAACAUUGAAUAAAGAUUUGAGCAAAGAAGAAGAGGAAACGAGUUCGACGACGACGGAUAGUUCGAACGAUGCGGAAAAGGAAAAUUCGUCGGAUGCCGGAAGUAGUUCGAGAAUGAAAACGGAAAAGAUGAAAAAAAUACAAAAAUUUAGAAAAGUAAUCGAAGAGAAUUACAAUUACGACGAGUUCGAUAAAGAGAAAAAAAACGUUGGGAUGAAACAAUUUUCGAAACCGAACUCGAAAUCGAAAAAAUUUGGAAACGUGACGAGUAAUAAUAAUAAUAGUAAUAAUAAUAAUAAUAAUAAUUUGGGUUUGUGGAAAAUCGGAAGCGUCGAAGGGAGCAAAAAUAAUUUCGAAUAUUCGAAAUACAAAGGAAAUACGAAAAAUUGUAACCGUGAGAAAAAGGAGAAAAAUAUAAAUAAGAAAAGACUGGAUGAAAAAGUUAUACAUGCUAAAACUGCCGAAACAUUAACAAUUCAUCGUAGUUCGCCAUGUUGGGAACAUCGAACUUUUAGCGAAGUCGUAGCAAGAAACGAUAGCCCAAUGCUUUACUCAAAUACGGUAUCGAUUAAAAAUUCGCAACUGCCCAAAUCUCAUCUUCAAAUCGAACCCAUGGAUUCGGAUGCUGCGAAUCCAUGCGAUUCGACAAUAACAUCACUGGGGCCGAUCGGUUCGAAAAAGCCAUUAUCACACUGGUCUCCCCUUUCAUACGAUUCAGCCGUGAAUCCGAGUACUUUAUUUAAUUCAAAUUAUCCCGUCGAGUCGUCGUCUCCUUCGGCUUUUCUCAAUUCGUCCCCACCGGAUUUUACCGACGAGAGAAAUCUCACAAUCGAAGAUUCGCUACAAAUAGAUCCGGAAAAUCUAUGGGAAGAUCAACAUGCAGCGAUGCAACUCAUGCAUCAACAAGAUACAACUUAUCAGCUCUCUUGGAAAGAAAAUUGGAUGGAUAAUUUAUGGUGUACGGAUAGAAGCGUUCAUCAGUCAAACGUGGAAUCAUCAUCUCCCUACGAUACGUAUGCGGAUCAAUCUUGGAAUUCACUUUUGCACACGUCCUGGACACAACAACCAUCACCCUGGAGUCCGAGCGCGGAUAAUAAUAAUAGUAAUAAUACAAAUAUUCAUUCGACGCAAAUUAUUGAGGGAAUGGACAUGACGACGACGGCGACGACGACGACGACGUCGCCGCCGCAGCAGCAGCAUCCGCUUCCGCUUCCGCAUCCGCCACAUCGUUUGUCUAAUUAUAAUCCGUUAACGGAUCACGAAAACCUAAUAAUACAACACGAGUUACCAAACUCAAAUGUUAAUUUAGGUAGUCCGAUGAGUCCGAGUUCGGGAUUAUCGAACCUUAAUUCGUUCAAUCGAACUCCGACGAAUAUUUCUGGAGAAACGAUACCUCGACCGCUGAGUCGGGAAAAUUUAACGGUGAACGGGAUUCAAUUUGAUCCGUUUCAUUCACUAAGCAGCAUUUGGUCACCGAAAACUCAAAACUCUUGGAAUUUUCCUGGAAAUCAGUAA